Alosa alosa (allis shad) is the source of this 4736-nucleotide messenger RNA. RefSeq names its product gap junction delta-2 protein-like. Lineage: Eukaryota; Metazoa; Chordata; Actinopteri; Clupeiformes; Clupeidae. The record is from RefSeq and is a predicted model, not a curated record. Gene Ontology annotation, biological process: cell communication. The coding region runs from base 536 to 1447 and encodes 303 amino acids. Gene Ontology annotation, cellular component: connexin complex. The transcript is spliced from 2 exons.
CUCAGUCACAUUUACGCGCGGUGAACCAGAGACACCAUCGCGCCCGUCGCGCAACCACUUUUAUUGUAGAUUAAUCCGGGAAAACCGGACUAUAUUUUCAGAAUAUUUUGAACAUGAGAAAUCCCGGCAUUUUGGCAGCUCUCCACAAACCUGUCUGCGCGUGACGCAGGAGGAGACUACUUAAGGGGGGAUUAACGCUGGCAAGACAUUAAAUCCAACCUCCCUCCACCCAGACACUGCGCGACCCAUCAACCUGAUCUGGGGAUCGAAAAUAGGAGGGCUUAUAUUUAUCAGCACUUUGGACUGGAAGACAAGCAAAAGUGUGGGAUUGCCGUGCAGGCUUUCAACAGUGACACUGCCACAAAGCGGGGAGCAGGUGCCGCGCGUGUGAUCAAUGCAUUUGCCAGAUAGAAUCAGAACCACUGGAGAGUAAGAAAACACACACACGCAAGCACGCACGCACGCACAGGAAAUAAUAACAUUUCCCGGGAAUUCGUGCAGAGUACCGUGUGCUCUCGUCUCCGAAUGAACAAACAUGGGGGAAUGGACCAUCCUAGAGAGGCUCCUGGAGGCUGCUGUCCAGCAGCACUCUACUAUGAUAGGAAGGAUCCUACUGACAGUGGUGGUGAUCUUCCGGAUUCUAAUCGUAGCGAUAGUUGGAGAGACUGUUUAUGAUGAUGAACAAACCAUGUUCAUCUGUAAUACCUUACAACCGGGCUGUAACCAAGCAUGCUACGAUAAGGCAUUCCCUAUCUCCCAUAUCAGAUAUUGGGUGUUUCAGAUCAUAAUGGUUUGUACACCGAGUCUAUGCUUUAUCACAUAUUCGGUUCAUCAGUCUGCGAAACAAAAGGAGCGGCGGUACUCAACUGUGUUUCUGACGGUGGAUAAGGAUCAAGAUUCAAUGAAACGAGACGACAGCAAAAAGAUCAAAAACACAAUCGUGAACGGAGUACUUCAGAACACCGAGAACUCGACAAAAGAGGCCGAGACCGACUGUAUGGAAGUGAAAGAAAUCCCCAACCCCAAUAGAACUGCUAAGUCCAAAAUGAGACGGCAGGAGGGAAUCUCCAGAUUCUAUAUUAUUCAAGUGGUUUUCAGAAACGCGCUGGAAAUUGGGUUUUUAGUUGGUCAAUAUUUCUUGUAUGGAUUCAACGUCCCCGCUGUGUAUGAGUGUGAUCGAUAUCCUUGCAUAAAAGAUGUCGAGUGCUAUGUCUCGAGACCUACGGAGAAGACCGUGUUUUUGGUCUUCAUGUUCGCAGUCAGUGGUUUUUGCGUGGUGCUGAAUUUGGCAGAACUGAAUCACUUGGGGUGGAGAAAAAUCACAAAGGCCGUAAGAGGAGUGCAGGCUAGAAGGAAGUCCGUUUAUGAGAUCAGAAAUAAGGACUUGCCCCGAAUGAGUAUGCCCAAUUUCGGUCGCACCCAGUCAAGUGACUCUGCCUACGUGUAGCGCACUGAGCAAACUGAUGGUGCAGUCUGUAAAAAUGUAACGAAGAAAAUAAGAGACAGAAUGGAGGAUUCCGCUGGCCGUAUGCCGUGUCAUGAGUUCAAUGAGUGGGUAGAUUUUUAUUUGAUAGUCUUUUAAGGACUUCAGUGACGAACGUGAGUCACACGUUUGUUGGUCUGUUUAUUAUAUUGCACUGAUGCAACUUUUUAGCGACGUUUAUACUCUGUAAAGCGCUUAACAGAGCAUACAGACGUGUUCACGCAUUUACUCUCGGUGGCUUCUCUACUCUACUUGACAGAGUAAAUGCGUUUUGCACUAAAAGUUGAACUCCGGGAGCCAAACCUUACCCGUGACGUGUUGGUAAUGGUGUUUUUAAAAACACAUUUUUCCACCAAUUUUUGACACCAUACGUAUUUAGGCGACACAACAUAAACCGGUUAUCCAAGAUUAAGGAAAAUCAUAACUACAGAUUUAUAUAUGUAUGGAUGUAUAAAUCAAUGCGACUAUGGAUCGACCUAGUUAAAAUAGUAGCGUCAUACAUGUUUUUUCUUUUGUUGCCUGUGUUGCACCACUGACCUUAACGUAUGUAACCAUUCCAUUGCUAUAUAGCUGACUUGCAGAACAGUAUCGGGUGGAUUUGCUGCAAACGCUUAACGUCUGUGAUAUCCUUAAUUUAAAAUACACCAAAGCGCCCACAGCUUUCAUUUGUGAAAAGUGAUUUUUUUUUGCUUUCGUGUGAUCAAGUGCCAUACUUGUACAUAAAACAUAUAUCUAUAUAAAUAUGUACACAUAUAAAUAUAAAGAAUCUCUAAUAACAUUCAUCAUAAAAGCAAAUUAUUUGCUUGGAUUAUGCUAAAUGCCGCCCAGAUUUGCUUUAAUUGUAUUCGUUGUGAUUUAAAUGAAAAUGAUAUAUUCCAUUUUCUCUCUUUUAACUUUGCAAAUGACUGAAAAAAAAUAAAGAGCUAGUCUUUUUAUACGCCGAACGGGAAUCUGCUUAUUCACCUCCUCGAUGAAACUCAAAUCAUAACGGCACAAAUUUUUAAACAAAAUAACAAAACAGUACAAUUUCUAAUAACUACAAGAAAAUAUUAAAAGUGUGGGCAAUAACAAACUGCUCUGGUGCUACAGUUUUACACAAAACGUCUCCUGCUGCUACGUGUUACGAUGACCAGACAGAAACUUUUUUCCUCAGUGAAUUAAAGCAGGACUCGUGUACCCAAACCGCAACGUGCAAGGCUAAGGUGCGGUGCUUUUUGCUGUAUCUGAUCCGUACAUCACAGCCUGUAUUUGAACUCAACUGGCAUGACGGUAUGAUUUCAAGCUUGUUGCAAUUGGAGGCCCUAGAAAGAUACGUGCAAUGUCAGUUAUGUCUUGUUUAUAUUACACAAUGGACUGAGAACACGCUUAGAAGACUCUUAAAUGGAGGUGUUUCUAUAUGCCAAAUAUCAAAAGGAGCUUCAUAACAACAGGAGCUGAUAAGCCUUUUAUGAAGUACAAAUGAAACGUUGGCUCAAUUUUUCUUUCUGUUAUGUUUUUUUUGUUAUUCUGGACAUCCGUUUGUAUGAUUUAUGUGUUUUUAGUGUUAAGACGAAUGAAGUGCAUGUUUAAGGUGCUCGUCUCAGAGACAUAUCUCGGACAUUGCCGAGGGGCUGGUUGCGAGGUUUGCCGUUUGGUCGGCGCGCCUCUUUCUCGCGUUACAGGAGGAGAACUGCAAAGGAGGGGGGGAAAGACCGCAAAGGGAGUGGCUCUGCCGAAUGCGGGAAGGUCCUCUGCGCUUCAUGAAGGUCAUCAAAAAAGACACACACAAAAAAAGAAAAAGUGCUGAAUCCUAGUCCACCGCCACCGGUCGUUCGAGGCCCGACCAUUCAGGAGCAUCUGGGGGCAGGCGCGAGCUCUGCACCUGCCAGGAUGAGUAGGCAGAGCUCGCGGAGAAAUCGAAACGCAGAGCACUGACACAUCAAUCUCCAGCCCAAAGGGACUCGCUAUUCAUCUUAAACACAAUAACCAAACAAAAGGGAAAAAAGAAAGUGAGAGAGAGAAGAAAAGCAAAUAAAAGCAAAGAAAAGUGCAACUUCUCUGCUCGGCCUGGUGAUGUGAGACAAUGUCCUUCCUCCCUCUCCUUCCCCACCCCCCAAACCCCCGUCUCAACCCCCCUUCCUCUUUUUCCUCCGGUAACUAACAUUCCAGGACUUGACAGAUAACUUACUAGUGGCCUGUAAGACUGGGACCGUGAUCACAUCAACAAACAACAUCAGACCCGUGCCGCUGUAAAACUGCAUCCAUAAACUGGGACUGUGUGAGGGCUUCAACAGCAGAGCUUUAUUUGCCACGAACAUGCUCUCCUUCCAAAAUAACUGAAGAGAUCUGCACGCCAAGUGCAAGAAAAAAAAAGAAAAGAACCUUUCUGUGCUGUACUGCGCUCAUAGAAUUUACUGCAAUAUUCAUACUGGUGUUUCAGUGGCUACUUCUAAAUGGCAAAAUUAUUGGGUUAUGUGUGAAUGCAAUUAUGCAUGCUGAGAUGCAUUUGACAUCAUGUGAGUGUUGGGAGGCUUGGUUAAAUAUUACAUGACACCUGUGCUAUUCUCCUCUGCAUUCUCUAAGACCGUGAUUGAAUUCUGUUACAUCAUUUAGGUAGAUAUCUGACAGUCACACACUGGCGGAUUGCUAUAGUAAGAUUGACAACGUGCUAUUCCUAAGCGAGGCCAGUGUUUCUAAUUGGCAUGUGAAACUAAAAAAAGGCUCAUAGAUAGCCGAGAAGGCACACAGACGGCCUCCCGAGGGCUUGUUUUGCUUUGUUCCAAAUCUCUCUGCAGUGACAGUGCAAAACAAUGCGAUGCAGUCUGAUGCUCGUCCUCCUCCGCGCCGCGGCACAGGUGGAGCAUUCUGCACCACGCCGACAGAUCUCAGAGUAGAGCGGAGCGGAGCGGGGCGGGGCGGAGGCGUCAGUCAGUCAGUCAGUCAGCGUGAAGCGCCUGCAUGCCGCUCAGGACCCAGGUGCCAUCUGACUCGGGACCGCAGCCGGCCCACUGCUGGCUCAGAUGUGCCUCAGAGCCAUUCAGCAGUCAGCUGAUGAGUGUGUGUGUGUGUGUGUGUGUGUGUGUGGUGGGGGCUCACAUGGUGGAUCUGUCACAGAUGGUCUAACUCGGCAACCCCUUUCUCUCCCUCCCUUUCUCUCUCUCUCUCUCUCUCUCUCUCUCUUCUCUCUCUUUCUCUCCCUCUCUUUCUCUCUCUGCCUCCCUCUCUCCCCCUUCUCUCCUGGGCAGGGUUUGGCCAGGGAGGGAGACUGCGGAUG